This is a messenger RNA of Alosa alosa (allis shad), 5749 nucleotides long. It is a transcript of the gene pex5la, whose product is annotated as peroxisomal biogenesis factor 5-like a. The coding region runs from base 421 to 2265 and encodes 614 amino acids. NCBI's taxonomy places the organism in Eukaryota, Metazoa, Chordata, Actinopteri, Clupeiformes, Clupeidae. Gene Ontology annotation, cellular component: peroxisomal membrane; cytosol. The transcript has 15 exons. Gene Ontology annotation, molecular function: protein binding. Gene Ontology annotation, biological process: protein import into peroxisome matrix, docking. The record is from RefSeq and is a predicted model, not a curated record.
GCAGCGGCGGGUCAAAUUCUUUUGCUUACAGCUGAUUCGGGCGUCUGGUGCGUCUCAGAACGACAAGUCUGACAGCUGUCACGCAAGAGCGCGCUGAGACUCGAGGCAGUCACAAAAGGAUUUCAGUACUCCUUAUAACGAGCCUGGGCUUGCGGCUCCUUUGCUCACUCCCGCAAGCCGCUGGCGAGGGAAAUCGGAACUCCUGGUUUCAGCACCGGGGGGAGGACAGCUCCACUUCCUCACACGCCCGCUAGCUCCGCUACACUUCUCACUCCGCAAACAAACGCCCUACCGUUUUCUCUGAGCAGGUCCUGAACACUUUGCACAUAUGAGCACCCCUGGAACAGCACGAGACUCAUCGCAAGAGUUCCACUAACACACUACGACCACCGGACGUCAGCGAUCCGACUCCAGCUCAAUAUGUACCAGGGCCAUUCGCAGGGGAGAGACGCUAGGGCACAGGAUAAGGCGGUUGCCAUGGUGCUCAAGGAGAUUCCCACUAAGGCAUCCCCCGAAGGAAAACCCCUCCUCACCGUGACAACUAAGCUGGUGGGUGAACAGCAAGAGAGUCGACCUCUCCUCAGCCCCUCCAUCGACGACUUCCUGUGUGAGAGCAAGAGUGACGCAAGCUCUCGCCCUGUGACCUCCAACACUGCAGUGCUCUCCUCCACUCUGGACCUGCUGGACCUGAGUGACCCGGCGGAGAGGAGGAACAGCAAGGACCGGAGGAGUCCGCUGUCUGUGCGGCCCGAGGGGUCAAAGGUCACGACACACAGGAAACGGUCAGUGGAGACAGAGCUGAUCCAGGUGGACGUGGAGCACAACACCACCUCCUCACGCACACAGGACAAGGAAUCAGGAAAUGCUCCCUCCCCUCUGGAGAAGUGGGAGGAGCUUAAUCCCCACCCAGAGAGAACAGGAAGCAGGAAGUGGAAGUUGGAGAGGAGACGCUCAUCAAAGAAUGCCUCCAGCGAGCUGCUUUGGUCUGUAGACAAUAAGGCCCAGUUGGACACCAAAUCCCAACUGGACUCCAACAACAAAGCUGAGGCAGAGGCUACACCUGCUCCUCAGGGUCGUCUGGGUAAAGAGCAGCGAUGGGGCAGCGCUCUUCUGUCCAGAAACCAGUCACUGGAGGAAGAGUUUGAGAGAGCCAAAGCAGCAGUGGAGUCGGAUACGGAGUUCUGGGAUAAGAUGCAGGCGGAGUGGGAGGAGCUUGCUCGACGGAACUGGCUGACUGAGAAUGAUCAGCCACAGAUCCCGUCCACUGUAUCACCAAUGGAGAAGGGCUACUAUUUCCACACUGAUAACCCGUAUAAGGAGUGGCCCAACGCUUUUGAGGAGGGGGUGAGGAAGCGUCGCCAGGGCGACCUGCCCAACGCAGUCCUGCUGCUGGAGUCCGCCAUCUUACAGGACCCCCAGGACUCUGAGGCGUGGCAGGUGCUGGGGACAACACAAGCAGAGAAUGAAAAUGAACAGGCAGCCAUUGUCUCCCUCCAGAGGUGUUUGGAGCUGCAUCCCAACAACCUGACAGCCCUGCUGGCGUUGGCGGUGAGCUUGACCAACACGGGCAUGCGUCAGGACGCGUGUGAGGCGCUACUGCGCUGGCUGCGGCACCACCCCAAGCACAAGCACCUGCUCAAGGGCCACACACACAUGCCCUCCUCCCCCCUCACCCAGCGCAGGAUGUCCCGCGUCUCCAACAACAACAGCUGCUCCAUCCUGACCGAGGUGAAGGAGCUCUUUCUGGAGGCGGCUAAGCAGUCUGACUCCAUCGACCCCGACCUGCAGACAGGACUGGGCGUGCUCUUCAACCUCAGUCACGAGUUCAACAAGGCCGUGGAGGCCUUCAACGCAGCCCUCUCUGUCAGGCCAGAGGACUACCUGUUGUGGAACCGGCUGGGUGCGACGCUGGCUAACGGGGACCGCAGUGAGGAGGCAGUGGAGGCCUACAGCCGAGCCCUGGAGCUCCAGCCCGGGUUCAUCCGCUCACGCUACAACCUGGGGAUCAGCUGCAUCAACCUGGGCGCACACAGGGAGGCGGCCAGUAACUUCCUGACGGCGCUGAGCCUGCAGAGGAAGAGCCACAGCGGGCAGCUGUCCCAGCAGGUGAUGCAGGGGAACAUCUGGGCUGCGCUGCGCAUCGCCCUCUCCAUGCUGGACCAGCCCGAGCUCUUCCAGGCCGCCAACAUCGGGGACCUCGACCAGCUCAUGCGCGCCUUCAACCUGGACAUCUCUGCCUGCUGCUGUUCCAGACGGUUCCACUGAGGAAUUCAGAACAGCAGCAGAACUAAAUUUGCCUUAGAGAACACACCAUGUAGAACUGAAGCACCUUACAGACGGAACCCCACAGACGCAGCACUGACCUUUGACCCCAAGGGUCAUUUGCUGUCCGUCAUGGGAUGCCAUCUGACCUCUUUAGUGUUUACCUUACCUGUUGUUGUCCUGGAGACCGUUGUUCUGGAGACCGUUGUCCUGGAGACCGUUGUCCUGGAGACUGUGGCACUGCGUGAGCAGAAGCAGCUCCUGGAUCAGGCUUCCAGAAUGUUCCUCUACUCUCCUGCUCUUCCCAACGACCCUACUGCCACUGGUCACUCCACGGGGACAGCCUUACACACACACACAUACAGACACACACACACACACAUACUGCACACACACACACACAGAUACAUACAUACACACGCAUACAGACAUCCUGUAGUUAGCUGCCUGGAGUGAACGUCUUACUCUAGGUGCAUGCCAUAUGACACCUGUAUGGUACAAACAUAAGCCAUCUUCUGCCUCUGGAUGCAUAUACACUCCACACACACACACACACACAUUUUUUUCACUUUUCUCACUUUUCAGAUCAUCAUUUCAAUCAUUCCAUCCAUCAGCCAACUGAUCUGUCCACACACACAUACACACACAUACACGCAUGUGAUUAGGCUAGUUUGAUUAGCUUCCUUUAUCCACAGAGCAGUCAUGUAAUCUCUUCCCUGUGGGCAUUAGGCUGGUUAGCUGCUUCACUGCAUAUGCAUGUUAAAGAGCACACACACACGCACACACAUUCACUCACACACACACUCACACACACACACACACACACACACACAAGCUGACUCAGGGCCGAAUCAGCUCUAGUUCAGUGCUCUUCCUUUAGUCAUAUUGCUGUGGAAGAGCAUCUCACUGCACUGAUCCAUACUGCACUGAUCCAUACUGUCUGCCUGAUCCAUACUGUCUGAUCCAUACUGUCUGCCUGAUCCAUACUGUCUGUCUGAGCCAUAGUGUUUAAUCCAUAGAUUUGGAUCCAUACUGUCUGCCUGAUCCAUACUGUCUAAUACAUACUGCCUGAUCCAUGCUAUCUAUCUGAUCCAUACUGCACUGAUCCAUAUUGUCUGCCUGAUACUAUAUGAUCCAUAGAGUCUGAUCCACACUAUCUGUCUGAUCCAUACUAUCUGAUCCAUGCUAUCUGUCUGAUCCAUAGAGUCUGAUCCACACUAUCUGUCUGAUCCAUACUAUCUGCCUGAUCCAUACUGCACUGAUCCAUACUGUCUGAUCCAUGCUAUCUGCCUGAUCUAUACUAUUUGUCUGAUCCAUACCGUCUGAUCCAUACUAUCUGCCUGAUCCAUACUAUUUGUCUGAUUAAUACUGCACUGAUCCAUACUGUCUGAUCCAUGCUAUCUGUCUGGUGUAUACUGUCUAAUCUCUAUUAUGAGACACCACACACACACACAUACACUGCAGCACUCACUCAACUGACAUCACCUCCAUCCCAUGCACACACAGCAGAUGAUCCAUACUGAACGAUAAUCAUCCUGAAUGAUUUAAUCAUUAAUUAAUAAUGGUUUAAUGAUGAUUUAAUAAUAUUAAUAAUGACUUAAUGAUGAUUUCAUAAUAAUACCUAAUGAUUAUGUGAAUAAGUGACUUUAUGACUCUGAAUGACUGUAUGGUCCUGGGUGACAGGCGACCCUGUACUCAUGCACGACUCUAUAGGGGCUGUUUGUCUGAUCCUGUGUAAGUGUGAAUCCUUAUGUCUCUACGAUCCUGUACCACUCUGUGAUGAUGUAUGGCUGGAGUAUGACAUGAUGUAAUGCUUAUGUAUGAUGUACGGUAGGUCUCUGUGAUGAUGUAUGACUGGUGUAUGACAUGAUGUAAUGCUUAUGUAUGAUGUAGGUCUCUGUGAUGAUGUAUGGCUGGAGUAUAUGAUGUAUGGCUGAUGUAUGACAUGAUGUAAUGCUUAUGUAUGAUGUAGGUCUCUGUGAUGAUGUAUGGCUGAUGUAUAUGAUUUAUUACUGGAGUAUAUGAUUUAUGGCUGGUGUAUAUGAUGUAUGGCUGGAGUAUAUGAUGUAUGGCUGAUGUAUGACAUGAUGUAAUGCUUAUGUAUGAUGUAGGUCUCUGUGAUGAUGUAUGGGUGACAUAUAUGUCUGUGGUGGCCAGUAGGACAUGUGUUCCUGGAGCCCAGGGUUUGGGUAAGGAUCACGGUUUAGGUAAAGGUUUGGGUAAGGAUUAAGGCUUGGGUAAGGAUUACGGUUUAGGGAAAGGUUUGGGUAAGGAUUAAGGCUUGGGUAAGGAUUACGGUUUAGGUAAAGGUUUGGGUAAGAAUUAAGGCUUGGGUAAGGAUUAUGGUUUAGGUAAAGGUUUGGGUAAGGAUUAAGUCUUGGGUAAGGAUUACGGUUUAGGUAAAGGUUUGGGGAAGGGUUAGGGUUUGGGUAGGGAUUAGGUUCUGGGCAAAGAAUAGGGUUUAGGUAAAUAUUAGGGUUUGGAUAAGGAUUAUGGUUUGGGUAAAGAUUGGGGUUCGGGUAAAGAUGGGGGUUUGGGUAAAGAUUGGGGUUCGGGUAAAGAUGGGGGUUUGGGUACAGAUUAGGGUUAACUCUGACCUUAUGGUGACUCAUGAGAACCAUGUUCAUGUGUCCUCUACAGACCAAGUUGGGUACCUGCUUGCCUUGUGAUUGUGUGUGUGUGUUUAUGUGUGUGUCACAAGCCGGUGUGUGGGUUGAGGGAUGGAUGGAGGUUGACAGGUAAAGGUUGCAACUGCUGAGAGAUGCUGGAGUGGCAUUCUCCAUAUUUCAUAGCACUCAGAUGUCUCCAUUUAUUCUGAGGGGAGACACUGAGUGUAUGUGUGUGAGAGUGAGUGUGUGUGUGUGUGUGUGUGUGUGUGAGUGAGUGUGUCUAUGUGUUCGUUUGCUUGUGUAGGAGCUGCUGCUUCAGCAUUUCUGAUAGAGUGGCAGGAGAUGGAGAGAGGAGAGGAGGAAGAGAUGAGGAGGGGAGGAGAGGAGGAAAAGAUGACAGGGGGAAGAGGGGAGGAGGAGAGGAGAAGACUGGAUGCAUUUACGACUAAGCUGUACCAAGCCAUGUUCAGUACAGGACAGCCAUUCUGUCAUCGCCUCACAAUUAACAAGGUGUAUCUGACAUGAUGUAGUGCAAGAUAGUUAUAUUCUAUUAUAAAUAAAGAAAUAUACAUUCUGUCACUAUCUAUAUUCAUAAUAUGAACUCACAGGACAGAAUGGUGGCUACUUGAUGGUGGAUUUUCAAGCACAUUUUCCCAAAAGUCAGAUAAACCUCGGUAAUUUUGACGAUGACUAUGUAUGUGAGAGAAUUAGUUAUGUGUCAUGUUAUAAUGAGCUGUGUGUAAGAGUUACGUGUGACAAGGUUAGUUUGCCUGUCGUGUGUGUGUGUGUGUGUGUGAUGAAGUUAGUUUGUUGUGUGUGUGCGAUGAGGUUAGUUUGUUUGUUGUGUGUGUGUGAUGAGGUUAGUUUGUUUGUCGUGU